Molecule: messenger RNA, 3183 nt
Organism: Onychostoma macrolepis
Lineage: Eukaryota; Metazoa; Chordata; Actinopteri; Cypriniformes; Cyprinidae
Gene: nefmb
Product: neurofilament medium chain b
Exons: 3
Coding region: 546-2678 (710 amino acids)
Biological process (GO): neurofilament bundle assembly
Cellular component (GO): postsynaptic intermediate filament cytoskeleton; axon; cytoplasm
Molecular function (GO): structural constituent of cytoskeleton
Source: RefSeq, a predicted model, not a curated record
AUAUAAACCAGCUCUUUUAAAAAGUAAUAAUAUUUCACAAUAUUACUGUAUUUUUUGAUUGAUUGAAUAAAUGCAGCACCUUUUUUUUAUUUUUUUUUUACAAAAACAUUUUUAUCAAUUUUAUCAACAAAUUUAUCCAAACUUUUCACAGACAAAACACACGUUUAAUCAUGUAGAUAAAGAUUGCAACUGGGGUGAGCACAUUAAGUCUAGCUGCAAUAGGAUGAGUGAUUUAAAAAGAGAAAAAACGCAGCAAAUGCACUAAAGAACAUGUGAUGCAUGUGAGUCGCUUUUAAUGAUUCAGAAAGUCACAGCCUCUUGACUUCACCUUUUAUACAAUUUUAAAGGCUUUCGUCUAUUUGGGGCAUCGAGGUGAAUUGCUGAACACCCCAAUGACCCCAAUGACCCAAAGUCCUCCAUCUUCAUCGAUUUUCCAAGGGGAGGGUGCUGCUCCUGCCUCGUUGACAAAGUAAGCCGGCGUAUAAAUACAGGACAGAACGCAGCAAUGCCCUCACCACACCAUCUAUUCACAAGCACCAUUCACCAUGGACAUGAUAGUGACCUCCCGCAGAAGGGCUUUGGAGACACGGACUAUCCGCGCACCGUCCUCCACUAUGCGCUCGUGGACUAAGAGCAGUCCUCUGUCUUUCAAAAGAUCCACAAAUGUGGCCGCAUCCAGGGCUGCGUACAGCCCCGCCGUGCUCGCGUCUCCGGAAGGCUUCGAGCUGAGCGCAGCGCUCAAUGGAGAUCCGGUGCGCAGUAACGAGAAGGAGCAGCUCCAGGGGCUCAACGACCGCUUCGCAAGCUACAUCGACAAGGUUCGCUUCCUCGAGGAGCAAAACAAGCAGCUGGAGACUGAGAUCCAAGCGCUGAAGCAGCAGAACUUGUCGCAGUCCAUGCAAAGCGAUGCGUACGACCGUGAGCUCCAAGACCUGCGCUGCGCCCUGGAGCAGCUCCACAAGGAGAAGGCGCAGAUGCUGCUCGACACGGACCACAUGGAUGAGGAUCUGCAGCGGCUCCGAGAGCGCUACGAAGAUGAAGCCAGGCUCAGAGAGCACAUGGAGUCUGCGAUCCGGGGCAUGAAGAAAGGCAAGGACGACUCGCUUCUGAUGAAGCUGGAGUUGGAAAGGAAAGUCCAGGCGCUCGUGGACGAAAUGGACUUCUUGCGGCAGAACCACGAGGAGGAGAUCAGCGAGCUUCUGGCUCAGCUUCAAGCCGCGCAAGUGCCGGUGGUGGAGAUGAGGGACCUCCAGAAGACCGACAUCACCUCUGCGCUCCGGGAGAUCCGCGCUCAACUGGACGGGCUCUCCUCCAAGAACCUCCAGCAGGCUGAAGAGGUGUUCAAGUGCCGCUAUGCCAUGCUGACGGACGCCGCAGAACACAACAAGGGUGCUAUAAAGUCCAUACGGGACGAGAUCGCAGACUACCGCCGUCAGAUCCAAGCCAAGAACAUUGAGCUGGAGGCUAUUCGUGGCACCAAAGAUUCAUUGGAAAGGCAGCUGCAUGAUAUCGAAGACCGCCACAACACCGACGUUGGCAGUUAUCAGGAAAUGAUUCAUCAAUUGGAAAAUGAUCUGAAGGGAACAAAAUGGGAAAUGGCUCGUCAUCUUCGUGAAUAUCAAGAUCUGCUUAAUGUCAAGAUGGCACUGGAUGCUGAAAUAGCAGCUUACAGGAAACUGCUGGAGGGUGAGGAGACACGCUUCCGUACCGUCUCCGGAAGUAUUCCAAGCCCUGUGUUUGCCUACAGCCAGCCUAAAACCUCCAAGGUCAAACAUAAAAUAGUGGAGGAGAUCAUUGAGGAGACCAAAGGAGAGAGUGAACUCGAUGAGGAUCUGGCAGAGGUGGCUAAAGAAGUGGCGGAAGAAGCUGGUGAGGGUGAAGAGGAGGAAAAGGAGGAAGAGAUUGUCGCCGCCAGUCAGGCCAAAGUGAGUUCUGCUGCUCCUGAGGGCAAAGAAGAGGAAGAGGCAGAAGGAGGAGAUGAGGAAGAAACAGCAGAAGAGGGAGAAGCUGCUGAGGAGGAAGAGAAAGAAGAGGAAGAGGAAGCAGAAGAGGGGGAAGAAGCGGAAGAAGGUGAGGAGGAAGAGGAACAACAAAUGGAAGUGAUUGGGGAGACAGAACUGAGUGGUGAUAAAUCUCCAACAGCAGAGAAAGAAGGCAGCGAGAAAGACGAAGAAGGAAAGGAAGAGGAGGAGGAGGAGGGUGGUGAAGAACAAGAGGUGGAAAGUAAAGAAGAAACCAAAGAUGAUGAGGAGAAGAAAGAAAAAGCUGAUGAAAAAGACGACGAGAAAGAGGAGACCAAAUCCGAAGGAGAUGAAGAGAAGAAAGACGAGUCUGGAGGAGAGGAAACAAAGGCUGAUUCAGAGAAGAGCGACAAAAAGAGCGAUUCAGAAGAUGAGAAGAAAUCACCAGAAAAGGAGAAACCAGAAAGCCCAGUAGAAGAAAAGCAGCAAGAAAAAGAAGAAGUUGUUCCCAACGGAGACCAGACGAGCCCGACCAAAGAAGAAGCCAGUCCGAAAGAGGAGGUCCAAACCAGAACAGUGGAAACCAUCACCAAUGGAGACAAGGAGAGCAAAGAGAAAGAGAAGAAGUCAGAGGAAAAGCCUCAGGAGACAAAGAAAGUCACCAAGAAGGUGGAGAAAGUCAGUCCACAGGCAAAGAAGGAAAUCAAAGAAAAAUGACUUUGACAGGGAAUUAGUUAUAACCAAUUGUUAGAAAUAAUUCUAUUUGAUGCAAAUGGCAUUUGAUGCAGCUAGCAAAAUAAUUGCAUGCGUGUUAAUGACUGACUGACUUGCAUGUGUGGUCUGGAGGGAUGUACUGAGUCAUGCUGAGCCGUCGCGUCUGAAACAGAAACUAUAGCGCGUUUGACUUAAAGUGCAAGUUCAUUUAUGCUGCUAAUGACUUGAACAACGAGAGAUUUUACACGAAUGUGAAGUUGUUUGGCAAUAAUGGUGCUAUAAUAUCAUCACUCGCAGGCACACUUUGAGCUGAAACUCCAUUUCAUUAUUUAAAAUGAUAUGAUGUCUUUCUAGUAUACUUCUUGCCUUAAGACAUAAUGCACUGACUCAAUGAUAAGACUCGGUUUGUUAACGUGAGACACAACAGCUGUUAACAAUGAUACUGUGAAAGCUAAAGGUGCUGCUCUUUGCAAUAUCACCUCAAUCAAUAAAAGCUCAUCAAGUCCUU